CGAGUUCAGUGAAAGCUAAGAAGAUCGGAAAAUUUGUGAUUCUAGUUUUGAUUAAUAAAUCAACAGUGUUUUUUAUGGCACUGACGGAUCCGACUGAUUGGCCAGGAUCAAUGCCUGAUCUUAGGACUAUUGAUAACCUGCUACGAUGCUCCAUUUGCUUUGAGUACCUGAACGUGGCCAUGAUCAUCCCAUCAUGCUCACACAACUACUGUUCGCUAUGCAUCAGACGAUACAUGAAGUACAAGAGGCAGUGUCCGUCCUGCAACAUAGAGGUCAGUGCCUCGGAACUCUGCAACAAUAGAACCCUGGAUGAACUCGUCAAGACUUUCGUCGCUGUCAGACCAUACAUCUUGAAGAUCUGCAAAACAUUUGACGCUGAGAAUCAGGAAGGUUGCCCUUCAUCAGAUAAGGACCUGAAAACGUCCAAACAGCAAGUCAAGUCUGGAAAAUCACAGGUUUUUGCUUCCAAACAGAGUCCAAAGAAAUCAACUCUGGCCGGUCAUUUCACUGCGGUCAAGCCGUCCAAAACUGCCCCGGUCAGCAACUCUGAACCCUACCAAGCCAAAACAUCUGCAGAUGACUUCAACGUGUUGGAUGACGAUUUUGUUAGUCCCAAACUGAAAUCACCAUCCAGGACUGAUCGCCAUUCAAGCAAUCGGCUUGGUACAAGGCCAGCUGAUGACCGUUCAUUGGUCAAUCAAAUAAAUGAUGAUGUCAUCGAUAUUACUGAGGACUUUGGAACUGAACGGCCAACUGCAUCUACAAGCAGUAGUCCAGCAGCUGGUCAAGCCACACCUAUUCGCAGGCAGGCCACACCCAGGAGUAAUCAGGCCACGCCCAGUAGUAAUCAGGCCAUGCCCAGUUGUAGUCAGACCACUCCCAGUGGUAGCCAGACCACUCCCAGUGGUAGCCAGACCACACCCGGUGGUAGCCAGACCACACCCGGUGGCAGUAGGGAUAAAGCGGAGUGUCCCGUUUGCGGUGUGCCAGUACCCACAAAGUACAUCAAUACCCAUCUAGAUGCUUGCCUGAAGAGAACACAGCAGACGGAUACCAACAAAAGAAUACAAAAGAGGAAGCGGAUACCUGCCAUGGUCUGGAAGCUGGUGCCGGACAAAGAAAUCAAGAAGAAGAUGAGACAUUACAACCUGUCUAUCAAAGGAAAACGCCAUGAGUUGAUCAAGAGACUAGACGAGUUCAUAUUGAUGUACAAUGCGCAGUGUGAUGCAGCCAACCCUAAAUCAGCUGAAGAGAUUGCCAAAGAGGUUGAGAAGAUGGAACAACUCAAGACACAGCCACCGCAACUCAAGGAGGCAAAAGUGUUUAAACUCAAGAUAGAGAAAGGACAAACUGAAGAUCAGAUGGAAAAAUCAAAGCAGGAAUACUUGUCAGCUCACAAGGAUCAGUUCAGUCAGCUCAUUGCUGUAGCCCGAGCAAGAAUGAAAGGAGUGAAAAACAAGUCAAGUAAAACAGAAGCCGCUGGACCAAAUCAGACGGAUGCUUCACAAGAUUCCAACGAAGCGGAGACGUCUACCUCCAGUGAGGACAGUACCGCCAGCGACAGACCGGUCGGUUCAGUGACUGAAAAUUCUGCCGUACAAGAACUUGAAGAUGUGAUGGUUUUGGAAGACGAAGUUGAGAAACAGCAAGAAGACAAGAGAAUACCGAGAGAUGCUGCUCAAGACACGAGCCAAGAAGAUGCUGAGUCGGACAGAACUGGGAGUUUAUUUUCAGAGGGUAGCGGAGGAGAGGAGGCGAUGGGAAACAACGGGGAAAGUGAAGAAAUGGUCAUGGAUACAUCUGAGAGCAGUCUUCAUAUGAAGCAAGAUGACGCGGAUCUCAUGGCUAGUUUCUCUGGGUCUGAUGUCCAUGGGCAGGCUGAUUGUAGAAUUCUCGUUCCUUCCUCACCAAGUGUUGCGUCAAAGGAUGGAAUGGAGGACAGCCAAUCGCAAAACAUGACAAGAGCUAAGAACGAGACAUCUAGUGUGAAGAGUGACCCAGCCCCUGAUUCUCUAGAACCACUGUGUAUUCCAGAGAGCCCUUUGUCUGUCGUUGCUGAGACAAGACGACGUAAACGCAAGAAGCAAGAUUGUGGAAGCAAUGCCAGCGAUAGCGGAAGCUCAUUUGGAGACGGAGAUAAUGUCUUAAGACGUAGCAAGAGAGAGAGAAAGAUGGUUAAAUAGACAUUCUGUAGUAAAGACAUUUGUCAGGAAGGCAUGUUACUUGUUGGUCUGGCCAGUUAUCUAUUGAUCUGUACCCUGUGAGAGGCAAUGUGUGCCCUACAGUAAGGGCAAGCUAUCAUGGCAGUUGUAUAAUCACUGAUUCAAGCAUGCAGGUUUGUCCAAUUGUGUUUGGGCAGCCAAUUCAGCUUCCCUAAACUCAGCAAGACUUAUGAAACAAAAUGCCAUGAUAUGAUAUAAUUGUGCUGGUAAUAUUAAUAUUGAACAUGCUAGUGUGGGAGGCCAGUAGCUGUCAACAGCACAGGUUGAAGUGAACUUUGUCACUUUAAACCCGAGGGUUUAGGCUUUAAGAAUAAUGUUUUCUUGAAAAUGCAUUAUUUUGUGUAUUCAAAUUCAACAUUAUCAUGCCAGUUCUGCUUUAAGACUUAUGUCUGCAGAUGACCGAUCGCCACGGGAAUUUUGUACGUUAAGUUUUUGUUUGUCUCAAAUUUUGUGCGUUCCGCGUCCAUUUGUAUAUCAUGUAAUUGGACAAUAUUUCACAAGCUGUGUUGACGCGAUUCUAACGCGAUAGGUUAAUUGUAUCAUGAAAACCACCUUGGUUAAAAAAAGUAGUUUUACAUGUAUUUCACUUUGAUGGCAAAUGUUAUUUUAAUUAUUCAUAUGCAUAUUUGAAGUGAAGCACAAAAUUUUAAUAACAAUUCCAUCUAGUGAUUAUAUUGUAUUUUGAUAAAGUAUGACCAUCGUUUUCCCCACUUCCUGCACGUCAAAUAUUUCAUUUCUCAUAAUUGAUUGCAUACACACAGGCCUUCUAUUUAUGAGUUCGGAAUGCUCACCAACUCUAUUAGAGUUAGUUUGUAUAAUAAAUAAACAGCUUUUCAUAAGAUGGAAUGUUUGCGUCGGGGUGGUGUAAAUCAAAUAAACAGCUUAUUUUAAGAAUA
Messenger RNA from Patiria miniata (bat star), 3118 nucleotides. Its product is annotated as E3 ubiquitin-protein ligase RAD18-like. Lineage: Eukaryota; Metazoa; Echinodermata; Asteroidea; Valvatida; Asterinidae. Gene Ontology annotation, cellular component: Rad6-Rad18 complex; nucleus. Gene Ontology annotation, biological process: DNA damage tolerance; protein monoubiquitination. Bases 75 to 2183 code for a protein of 702 amino acids. The record is from RefSeq and is a predicted model, not a curated record. Gene Ontology annotation, molecular function: single-stranded DNA binding; ubiquitin protein ligase activity. The transcript is spliced from 14 exons.